Molecule: messenger RNA, 5559 nt
Organism: Rangifer tarandus platyrhynchus (Svalbard reindeer)
Lineage: Eukaryota; Metazoa; Chordata; Mammalia; Artiodactyla; Cervidae
Source: the annotation of a GenBank genome assembly
AUGGCCGCGUCCGAGCUCUACACAAAGUUUGCCAGGGUUUGGAUACCUGAUCCUGAGGAAGUUUGGAAGUCAGCAGAGCUGCUCAAAGAUUAUAAGCCAGGAGAUAAAGUUCUCCUGCUUCACCUUGAGGAUGGAAAGGAUUUGGAAUAUCGUCUCGAUCCAAAGACCAAGGAACUGCCUCAUUUAAGAAACCCUGACAUACUUGUGGGUGAAAAUGACCUCACAGCCCUCAGUUAUCUUCACGAGCCUGCUGUACUCCAUAAUCUCAGAGUUCGCUUUAUUGAUUCCAAACUUAUUUAUACAUAUUGUGGUAUAGUUCUAGUAGCUAUAAAUCCUUAUGAACAGCUGCCUAUUUAUGGAGAAGAUAUUAUUAAUGCAUAUAGUGGUCAGAACAUGGGUGAUAUGGAUCCACAUAUCUUUGCAGUAGCUGAAGAAGCUUACAAGCAAAUGGCCAGAGAUGAACGAAAUCAGUCCAUCAUUGUAAGUGGAGAGUCUGGGGCAGGAAAAACAGUCUCAGCUAAGUAUGCCAUGAGAUACUUUGCAACAGUCAGUGGUUCUGCCAGUGAAGCCAAUGUUGAGGAAAAGGUGUUGGCUUCCAACCCCAUCAUGGAGUCAAUUGGAAAUGCUAAAACAACCAGGAAUGAUAAUAGUAGCCGUUUUGGGAAGUACAUUGAGAUUGGUUUUGAUAAGAGAUAUCGAAUCAUCGGUGCCAAUAUGAGAACUUACCUUUUAGAAAAAUCCAGAGUGGUGUUCCAGGCAGAAGAGGAGAGAAACUAUCAUAUCUUCUAUCAACUUUGUGCCUCAGCAAACUUACCUGAAUUUCAAGUGCUACGAUUAGGAGAUGCAAAUAACUUUCAUUACACGAAUCAAGGUGGCAGUCCUGUGAUUGAAGGAGUAGAUGAUGCCAAGGAGAUGGUGCAUACCAGGCAGGCCUGUACUUUGCUCGGAAUUAGUGAAUCUUAUCAGAUGGGAAUUUUCCGAAUACUUGCUGGCAUCCUUCACUUAGGCAAUGUUGUGUUUAUGUCUCGAGAUUCAGACAGCUGCACAAUCCCUCCCAAGCAUGAACCCCUCAGCAUCUUCUGUGACCUAAUGGGUGUGGACUUUGAGGAGAUGUGUCACUGGCUCUGCCAUCGGAAGCUGGCCACUGCCACAGAGACAUACAUCAAGCCCAUCUCCAAGCUGCAGGCCACGAAUGCCCGCGAUGCAUUGGCCAAGCACAUCUAUGCCAAGCUCUUUAACUGGAUUGUAGAUCAUGUCAAUCAGGCACUCCACUCUGCUGUCAAACAGCAUUCUUUUAUCGGUGUGCUGGACAUUUAUGGGUUUGAAACAUUUGAGAUAAAUAGUUUUGAACAGUUUUGCAUAAAUUAUGCAAAUGAAAAACUACAGCAACAAUUCAAUAUGCAUGUCUUCAAAUUAGAACAAGAAGAAUAUAUGAAAGAACAAAUUCCAUGGACACUCAUAGAUUUUUAUGAUAAUCAGCCUUGCAUUAAUCUUAUAGAAUCUAAACUGGGCAUUCUAGAUUUGCUGGAUGAGGAAUGCAAGAUGCCUAAAGGUACAGAUGACACUUGGGCCCAAAAAUUGUACAACACACAUUUGAACAAAUGUGCACUAUUUGAGAAGCCCCGCCUAUCAAACAAAGCUUUCAUCAUCCAGCAUUUUGCUGACAAAGUGGAAUACCAGUGUGAAGGCUUUCUGGAAAAGAAUAAAGACACCGUUUUUGAGGAACAAAUUAAAGUUCUUAAAUCAAGCAAGUUUAAGAUGCUACCAGAAUUAUUUCAAGACGAUGAGAAGGCCAUCAGCCCAACCUCAGCCACCUCUUCAGGGCGCGUGCCUCUCACCCGCAUUCCUUCAAAGCCCACCAAAGGCAGACCAGGCCAGACGGCCAAAGAGCACAAGAAAACAGUGGGGCACCAGUUCCGAAACUCCCUCCACCUGCUUAUGGAGACCCUGAAUGCCACUACCCCUCACUAUGUGCGCUGUAUCAAGCCUAACGACUUCAAGUUCCCAUUCACGUUUGAUGAGAAGAGGGCAGUGCAGCAGCUGAGAGCAUGCGGUGUCCUGGAAACCAUUCGGAUCAGCGCAGCAGGUUUCCCCUCUCGGUGGACUUACCAAGAAUUUUUCAGCCGCUAUCAGGUCCUAAUGAAGCAAAAAGAUGUGCUAAGUGACAGAAAGCAAACAUGCAAGAAUGUUUUAGAGAAACUGAUAGUGGACAAGGACAAAUACCAGUUUGGGAAGACAAAGAUCUUUUUCCGGGCUGGUCAAGUGGCCUAUCUAGAAAAAUUGAGGGCAGACAAGCUGAGGGCUGCCUGCAUCCGGAUCCAGAAGACGAUCCGAGGGUGGCUGCUGCGGAAGAAGUACCUGCGCAUGCGCAAGGCUGCCAUCACUGUGCAGAGAUACGUGCGAGGCUACCAGGCCCGAUGCUAUGCUAAGUUCCUGCGCAGAACCAAGGCAGCCACUAUCAUCCAGAAGUACUGGCGCAUGUAUGUAGCUCGCCGGAGAUACAAGAUCACGCGGACUGCCACGAUUGUCCUUCAGUCUUAUUUGCGAGGCUACUUGGCCAGAAAUAGGUAUCACAAGAUACUCCGUGAGCACAAAGCAGUCAUCAUUCAGAAGUGGGUCCGUGGCUGGCUGGCUCGCACCUACUACAGGAGGAGCAUUCACGCCAUCAUCUACCUUCAGUGCUGCUUCCGACGGAUGAUGGCCAAGCGCGAGCUGAAGAAACUUAAGAUCGAGGCCCGCUCCGUGGAGCGCUAUAAGAAGCUCCACAUUGGCAUGGAGAACAAGAUCAUGCAGCUGCAGCGCAAAGUUGAUGAGCAGAACAAAGACUACAAAUGCCUCAUGGAGAAACUGACCAAUCUGGAAGGAAUAUACAACUCGGAGACUGAGAAACUACGAAGUGAUUUAGAACGUCUUCAGCUAAGUGAAGAAGAGGCUAAGAUUGCUACUGGACGGGUCCUCAGCCUGCAGGAAGAAAUUGCCAAGCUAAGGAAAGACCUGGAACAAACUCAGUCUGAGAAAAAAUCCAUUGAGGAACGUGCUGAUAGAUACAAACAAGAAACUGAGCAGCUGGUGUCAAAUCUGAAGGAAGAAAAUACUUUGCUGAAGCAGGAAAAGGAGACCCUCAAUCACCGUAUCGUGGAGCAGGCUAAGGAGAUGACAGAGACUAUGGAGAAGAAGUUAGUAGAAGAAACAAAACAACUGGAACUUGAUCUUAAUGAUGAAAGGCUGAGAUAUCAGAACCUUUUGAAUGAGUUUAGUCGCUUGGAAGAACGCUAUGAUGACCUCAAGGAAGAGAUGACUUUGAUGGUGAAUGUGCCUAAGCCUGGACACAAGAGAACAGACUCUACCCACAGCAGCAAUGAGUCUGAAUAUACCUUUAGCUCUGAAAUUGCAGAAUCAGAAGAUAUUCCAUCAAGGACAGAGGAGCCAAGUGAGAAGAAGGUGCCUCUGGACAUGUCAUUGUUCCUCAAGCUCCAGAAGCGAGUCACAGAGCUGGAGCAGGAGAAGCAGGUGAUGCAGGAUGAGCUGGACCGCAAGGAGGAGCAGGUGCUCCGCAGCAAGGCAAAGGAAGAAGAAAGACCACAGAUUAGAGGUGCAGAACUGGAAUAUGAGUCACUCAAGCGUCAAGAACUAGAAUCAGAAAACAAAAAACUGAAAAAUGAGCUAAAUGAGUUACGAAAGGCCCUCAGUGAGAAAAGUGCCCCUGAGGUGACUGCCCCAGGUGCGCCAGCCUACCGUGUCCUCAUGGAGCAGCUGACCUCUGUGAGUGAGGAGCUCGAUGUCCGCAAGGAGGAAGUCCUCAUCUUGAGGUCUCAGCUGGUGAGCCAGAAGGAAGCUAUCCAACCCAAGAACACAAUGACAGAUUCCACAAUACUUUUAGAAGAUGUACAAAAAAUGAAAGAUAAAGGCGAAAUAGCACAAGCAUAUAUUGGUUUGAAAGAAACCAACAGAUCAUCUGCUAUGGAUUGCCAUGAGUUGAAUGAGGAUGGAGAGCUGUUGCUGGUUUAUGAAGGGUUAAAACAAGCCAACAGGCUCCUGGAGUCCCAGCUGCAGUCUCAGAAGAGGAGCCAUGAGAACGAGGCUGAAGCUCUCCGCGGGGAAAUCCAGAGCCUGAAGGAGGAGAACAACCGGCAGCAGCAGCUGCUGGCCCAGAACCUACAGCUGCCCCCAGAGGCCCGCAUUGAGGCCAGCCUGCAGCACGAGAUCACUCGGCUCACCAAUGAGAACCUGGAUUUGAUGGAACAACUUGAAAAACAAGAUAAGACUGUCCGGAAACUAAAAAAACAACUGAAAGUAUUUGCCAAAAAAAUUGGUGAACUAGAAGUGGGCCAGAUGGAGAACAUAUCGCCAGGACAGAUCAUUGAUGAACCCAUUCGUCCAGUCAACAUUCCUAGGAAAGAAAAGGAUUUCCAAGGAAUGCUGGAAUACAAGAAGGAGGAUGAGCAAAAACUUGUGAAGAACCUGAUUCUGGAACUGAAGCCACGUGGUGUAGCUGUCAAUUUGAUUCCAGGGUUACCAGCGUAUAUCCUGUUCAUGUGUGUUCGACAUGCUGACUACCUGAAUGAUGAUCAGAAAGUAAGGUCGUUGCUAACAUCAACAAUUAACAGCAUCAAAAAAGUAUUAAAGAAAAGAGGUGAUGAUUUUGAAACCGUCUCCUUUUGGCUUUCUAACACAUGCCGAUUUUUGCACUGUUUGAAGCAGUACAGUGGAGAAGAGGGCUUUAUGAAACACAACACCUCUCGCCAAAAUGAACACUGCCUCACCAAUUUUGACUUGGCUGAGUACCGGCAGGUGCUCAGUGACUUGGCAAUUCAGAUCUACCAGCAGCUUGUGCGGGUAUUAGAGAACAUCCUUCAGCCAAUGAUUGUCUCCGGAAUGCUGGAACAUGAAACCAUUCAGGGUGUCUCUGGGGUGAAGCCCACAGGGCUAAGAAAGCGAACCUCCAGCAUUGCUGACGAGGGUACCUACACCCUGGACUCCAUCCUGCGACAGCUCAACUCCUUCCACUCGGUCAUGUGUCAGCAUGGCAUGGACCCCGAGUUGAUCAAGCAGGUGGUGAAGCAGAUGUUCUACAUCGUGGGGGCCGUCACCCUGAACAACCUCCUCUUGCGGAAGGACAUGUGCUCCUGGAGUAAAGGCAUGCAGAUCAGAUACAAUGUCAGUCAACUAGAAGAAUGGCUGCGUGACAAGAAUUUGAUGAACAGUGGGGCUAAGGAAACCCUGGAGCCUCUCAUCCAGGCUGCUCAGCUUCUGCAAGUGAAAAAGAAAACAGAUGAUGAUGCAGAAGCCAUUUGUUCCAUGUGCAAUGCUUUAACUACUGCCCAGAUUGUCAAAGUGUUGAAUUUGUAUACACCGGUUAAUGAGUUUGAAGAAAGAGUUUCUGUGUCAUUUAUUCGUACUAUACAGAUGCGUUUACGAGACAGGAAAGACUCUCCUCAACUACUCAUGGAUGCAAAGCACAUCUUUCCUGUCACCUUUCCUUUUAACCCCUCUUCCCUUGCGCUAGAAACCAUCCAGAUUCCAGCCAGCCUGGGCCUGGGAUUCAUAUCACGGGUCUGA